AUCUGCAGGUGUGGCCUGUCCUUACAGCUCCUCCCCUUUCCUGUAUGUCCGCAGUCUCUGGUCAUCCCCUGUAUUGUGUCCGCAGUCUCUGGUCCUCUCCUGUGCUGUGUCCGCAGUCUCUGGUCCUCUCCUGUGCUGUGUCCGCAGUCUCUGGUCCUCUCCUGUGCUGUGUCCGCAGUCUCUGGUCCUCUCCUGUGCUGUGUCCGCAGUCUCUGGUCCUCUCCUGUGCUGUGUCCGCAGUCUCUGGUCCUCUCCUGUGCUGUGUCCGCAGUCUCUGGUCCUCUCCUGUGCUGGGUCCGCAGUCUCUGGUCCUCUCCUGUGCUGUGUCCGCGGACUAUGGUCCUCUGCUGUGCUGUGUCCGCGGACUAUGGUCCUCUCCUGUGCUGUGUCCGCGGACUCUGGUCCUCUCCUGUGCUGUGUCCGCGGACUCUGGUCCUCUCCUGUGCUGUGUCCGCGGACUCUGGUCCUCUCCUGUGCUGUGUCCGCGGACUCUGGUC
Molecule: messenger RNA, 497 nt
Organism: Staurois parvus
Lineage: Eukaryota; Metazoa; Chordata; Amphibia; Anura; Ranidae
Source: the annotation of a GenBank genome assembly